Molecule: messenger RNA, 3228 nt
Organism: Porites lobata
Lineage: Eukaryota; Metazoa; Cnidaria; Anthozoa; Scleractinia; Poritidae
Source: the annotation of a GenBank genome assembly
CUACAACAGGUUGUGGUUAUUAGGUCUCCGGAUCUAAUAAAAAGAGCAAAGAAACCGGAAAGUGGUUAGUUUCAAGAAACACUUAUUAAUACUUCUUUCAAACAGUCCUAGUUCUCCAUGGCUACCCACAAGUGGUCCAUGUGGCCCCACACAGCUCAUGAAAGAUAGACCACACCUCUAGUAUCUAUUGUUCCCUGCUCUUUUUGAACAGCAGGGAGCUACAAAAAAGUUUCAUCUAGUAGUGUAGAACAAAUGGAUAAGUUGUUCCUUCUGGGCAAGUAACUAUUUUGAUGCUCAAUUGCCUGUCUUGAUUGGAAAGGGCCCAGUUAAGUUGUCUUGGCUAAAACUAAACAACUGCCCUGGACAGACAAACCUUGAAGGCUGCUUGCCCAAAAGGACAAUCUGGAUCGAGUUUAAAGUUUUUUAAGCCGAGAGUGCAUUAGUGUGCAUUUUUUAGCACUCCAAUUCAAAUUAUAGAGAUGUAUGAAGGAAACAGGUCCGAUGCUUCCAAUUUGAUAUUGUUACAAAUCAGUCGUCUAUAUGUACUAUACAUGCACCUGGCUUGAAGAAACAAGAUUUUGUUCACAACCUACAUGAUCUUGUACAUUUUAAUAAUAUUCCGUAGGGUGUUUUGGAAUUUCCAUCGGGUCUACCAUUACUGCGGCAACUGGGUUUAUUUGUAGGUGUAAUUACUAUAUCAAUUUUAAUAUACCAGUAGUGCAAUAUAAUCAUACAACGAAACAUAUAUUAACCAUACACCUACAUUGUAUUAUAGAAGGGACCCUGGUCAGUAUCAUCUUACUGAAGUUUUGUUUUACAUAAACACUUAGGACCUCCUCAGUCUUAUUUCUGCUUAAUAGGCUGUUUUACAGUUGUGUGCUCAGUACCCUGGCCUUUGAAUAGAAGAGAGACUAGAGUUGACCCUGUUUUGUUACAAACCUUGUUUUUUACGUUUAACUGAUCAUUUUGACAGGCUUGUCAGCAUGAGAAUAGCGUGAUUUGCGCAUGAAAAGCAGGAAGGUUUUUAACAGAACAUUAGGUCAACUCCAGCCUCGCUUCUAUUACUAUUAGUACUGAGUAUUCAAUUGUAAAAUACCCUGUUAACUGGAUGGGUGUCCAACUGAUAUGGUGUAUGGUUAUGUACUUUUUUCUAACAAUGUAGUAAUAAACGUCUGUAUAUGUACAUUGCAUGUUCUUCCUCAUGUUUACGGUACUAAUUGCCCCAUUUUAAUGUUGCAGCUGAAGCUGCUGAAGAAAUUGUUAAAGUUCUGUGGCUGAUGCUUGGUUGCUCCGUGCAAGUUAGUAUUUAAUAAUAAUGGUAAUCAUUAAAUUUGUAUUAUUUCGUUAAUCCUUUCGCUCCCAGAAGUGGCCAAAGUCAAAACUUGACAAAAUUUCCAAAUUUUAUUUUGAAAAACGCUGAAAUACAAAUGGGUACUAUCGUCCAUGUGAAAGUACUGCUGAAGAGAAUUCAUAUGAAAGGUAACACCAUAGGAUCUUGUUCACAAACUGAAAAGUUAAAACCACCUCACAAGACUCCAUCAUUCACUCUGGGAGUAAAAGCGUUAAUAAAGAAAUGCUCACCAGCAAACCAUUAACUGUGCAUGCCCACACCUCCAUUCAAACAGUCACUAUUAUUUUUAUAGGGGUGAGGUAGGUUAAUAACAGGAAGCUAACAUAAUGGACUGAACCUCUCUAAAAUUUAAAUCUUCAGAGGCUUGCUGCUCUGCUACCUCUUAAUUUUGUUUAGCUUCAUACUUUCUUUUAAAACUAUCACUGUAUCUUAGCAGUGGCAGAACUAUGGGGGGAGCCCUGGGGGAGCCGGGCCCGUAAUUUAAUCUAAGGCCAAAGUUUGCAGGGCUGAGACAAAUUAUUUGGGAGGCCAGGCACUCUCCUAUCUUGGACUGGAUGAACGGGCGCCUCACUUCAGUGAAGAUCUGAAUACGCCACAGCGUAGAGACCUUUAUGGAGAGUAUGGGCGCUUUCCAUUUACGAAAAAACCCCGGAAAUUUCGGUGGUAGCAAAAGUGGAAUUUCCGAUUGGUAAAAAGUUGUUCCAUUUGGUCGUAAACCCCGGUACGUGGCGCGGUGCCCGACCGUGGACCUGGAACUGGUACAAACUACGAGAAACGUAAAUGGAACACGACAUUCCCUUCGGAAAUUCCAACCGGGAAAACGGGACCACCUUUUUAGAUUUUCCACUUUUUCUGGGAAUUUUCCAGUGGGACGAACCGACGAAACGUGUUCCAUUUACCGCCGAACCGGAAAUUCCGGAAAUUUUGACUAAAUGGAAAGCGCCCUAUAUAAACGGUGUAUGAAAAACCGCACACUGCAGACUUUCAGGCGACUCACGAACUUUCUCAGCCUCGUGAGAUCUAGUUCCAGGCGGCUCAAAACGCCAGGGUUGAAUCCCUGUGAAGGGCUACCCUAUACUUCUCCCUAUCGCUUCGCCUUCUAAAAGUUUUUCUAUAUCUGAAUAAUCGGACGAAAAGGGUAGAGCUAUCACUUAAAGAACUAGAGUAGGCCAUAUAAGAGAUCAUUUAUUUGUUCCAAAAGUGUGACGUAACGUCACGUGAUUAACGAGAUCGAAGCGUUAAUGGCAGAAGAUCGUGCGAGCAGCAAAUUAAACACUUUCAAGUGCGAUUUCUGAGCCAAAUAGAUCGCUUACUGUAUAUGUUUUGGUUGGAAGAAUUAGCAAAUUGCUUGCGAUCCAGCAGAUAACUUGCAAACCAAUCAUGUCGCCUGCCACGGACAUCAUAUUUGUAGAGUUUAUCUAACAAUAUUUAAUGCUUUAUCAAAUGCUUUUGAGAUAUCUAAGAAGAGGCCACAAGAUAUAAGGUUACUGUCAAUAGAGGCCUUCAGAUUAUCAGUGAUCACCAUGUUCGCUUGCUCAGUAGAAUGGCUUUUUCUGUAGCCAAACUGGUACUUAAAUAAUUAAUAAAAGCAUUUUAGAACAAAUUUUACCUGCCAGUCUGCAAGUCUGCAUUUUUUGCACUCCGAAAUUGAUCCUUGAAAAGAAAUUCUAAUAUGUUUACACUUUGGUCGGUGGUUCACAAAAGUCUUUUGUAACUUUUAUUUUUAGUCUGAUAACAGGGAACACUUCCCGUUUGUCAUUCGGGAUACAAUGAGUAUUCCCGACCAAUUCCAUAUUUAUGGAGAAAAUUCAACUGAUAACUUCCGGCGAAGAGGCCGUAAUCCAAUUUCCAGCAUCAGAGUAAUUAAUGGAUUAUAA